AUGAAUUAUUUUACAAAUUUGAACGAGCAGGAAAUUAAUAGUAGUGAAUCUGAUGAUUCAUCAGAAUUUAGUAAAAGUGAAUUUGAAAUAAGUUUUUCGCACAACCACCAUGAUGAACAUUUGUUGAAUGAAUUACUAAUAGAAUUUGAACAUAUGACUUUGACUGAAGAUAAUUUAUUGUAUGCAGAAUCAGAAGUCUCAGAACCAAUAAAUUUUAUUCCUUUACAAUUUGAAUAUCUAUUUAAUGAAAAAGAGUAUCUAGUACUUUCUAGCCAGUUUCAUUUAACUGAAACAGUAACAUCUUUAAUGCUAUUUUAUGAGUUUUUUUUAGUUGAUUCUCUCAAUAAAAUCAUUGAAUUAACCAAUAAGUAUGCUAUUCAAAAUUCAGCAGAUAUUCAAAAACCAAAACAUCAUAUUUCAAAUAUGAUGCCACAAAAACGGUUUGAGCAAAUAAAACGUUAUUUGCAUAUAGCCGAUCCUAAUGAGAUGAUAAUUCAGUUUUCUAGAAAGAGUGCAUAUACUGUUCAUAUGAAGCUUAAACCAACUUCUGAAGACUAUAAAGUCUUAGCCUUUAAAGAUAUUGGAGCAUAUAGAACAACCUGUACAAAUUCUGCCAAAUUCCCAAAAGAAUUAAAAAUACAAAAUAUAGCAUCUCUUGAUUGGGAUACGCUCUUAGGUGUAAUUGUGAAUGAUGUACUUGCUGUUCUUUGGGUUAAUAAUAGGCCAGUAACAAUGUUAAGCACAGUUCACAAAAUUACUGAUAAUGAAUUUCGAAUACAGCAUGUUCAUCGGCAUCUAUGUGAAACAAGCACAAAUGCUAAAAAGGUUCAAGCAGUUUUUG
Cetraspora pellucida is the source of this 841-nucleotide messenger RNA. The record is from the annotation of a GenBank genome assembly. Lineage: Eukaryota; Fungi; Glomeromycota; Glomeromycetes; Diversisporales; Gigasporaceae.